AUUCAGCCUCACAAGAAAAGAAUUAUUGCAACAUUAAUUUAAGUGUUCAUGGCACUUAUAAAACCCUUCCAAAUCUGCACAAAUCACAUGCACAAAAGCCUCAAAAUUUUCUUGAUAUUCCUUUGAUCUUGUUAUAUAUAAUCAGUCCGAUUUGGGAUAGGAGGAUGGGCGUUAGAUCGGUUGCAGGGCUUCUUCUUUUUCUCAAUUUUUGCAUGUAUACUAUAGUGUUGGGGAUUGGUAGCUGGGCCAUCAAUAGAGCUAUUGAUCAUGGCUUCAUCAUUGGUCCUGGAUUGGAGCUCCCGGCACAUUUCUCACCGAUCUUCUUCCCGAUGGGGAACGCAGCGACUGGCUUCUUUGUGACGUUCGCCAUGCUUGCUGGCGUGGUGGGCGUUGCUGCUGCUAUCUCAGGCCUCAACCACCUCCGCCACUGGGAUGCUGGUAGCCUGUCUGCCGCGGCCACUGCCGCCACCAUUUCCUGGACCAUUACAUGCCUUGCCAUGGGGUUUGGAUGCAAAGAGAUUGAGCUGCACAUCAGAAACUCACGUUUGAGAACAAUGGAGGCUUUCAUGAUUAUUUUGUCUGCUACUCAGCUCUUAUACAUAGCUGCAAUUCAUGGAGCUCCUUCAACCUCAAGAAUUUGACCCUAAUCAUUUCUGUUUAUGACUCUGAGUCAAUCGUAUAAUUUCAUUUUCUAAGAUGCAAAUCAUUUUAUCAGCUUUUUUGGGCUAUUCAUCUUGUUUUAAGGUUUGUAAGCAAUCUUGUUUGUGAAUGGAUAAAAAUCCAACUUUGUAAAACAAAAUAUAACAAGAUUGAACAUUAGAUGUAUAUUUAUCUUCAUUCGAUUUAUUAACACUAAUGCUACUAUUUCUUA
Molecule: messenger RNA, 871 nt
Organism: Salvia splendens (bonfire salvia)
Lineage: Eukaryota; Viridiplantae; Streptophyta; Magnoliopsida; Lamiales; Lamiaceae
Product: membrane protein PM19L
Exons: 4
Coding region: 165-641 (158 amino acids)
Source: RefSeq, a predicted model, not a curated record